Molecule: messenger RNA, 3840 nt
Organism: Serinus canaria (Common canary)
Lineage: Eukaryota; Metazoa; Chordata; Aves; Passeriformes; Fringillidae
Gene: PRCC
Product: proline rich mitotic checkpoint control factor
Exons: 7
Coding region: 2015-3484 (489 amino acids)
Cellular component (GO): nucleus
Source: RefSeq, a predicted model, not a curated record
UAGAGUAAUAGAAAUUGGAACAAUUAGGGUUAGGAUAACACGAGACAAUAAAAACAAAGAGUUACAUACACUUCAUGGACUUUUUCUGGGUAAAAUAAGCCUGAAAAAGGACACAGUUAACAGAGGAUUAACUUUUAAAAGCAAUAGUUUGUUGCAUAUUCAUACAUGCUGUAUAAAUUCUAUUUGAACAAAGGAUUUUGUUUGGUCACUGUUAACUUCUUCUUCUUAACCUUGACAGUGUCUUUAGGGUUAAACAAGGUGGGAAAAAGUUUUUUCUAAUAAUGGAGCAUUUUUUCUAAUUUUUUUUAGAGAUUUAGGUGUUCUGUGGCUGUUAUUUUGGUGUACUUUAUUUUUCUCUUUAAAAAAGUAUCUUACAUAGCAUAGUUUAGAUUUCUGCUUGUUUUUAACAUUUUAAAAGUUUAAUAGAAAUAAAAUGGUUAUAAAAUAGUAAUACAAUCAGAGUAAUAAGAAUUUGGACAAUUAGGGUUAGGAUAAUAUCAGACAAUAAAAAUAAAGUGUUAUGGACGGUCCAGGUACAUUUCUGGGUAAAAUAAAUGGAAAAAGGACCCACGUUAACAGAGGAUUAACCCUUAAAAACAACAGCCUGUUGCAUAUUCAUACACCUCAUGCAUGAUGCAUCAAUUCCAUUCCAACACAGGAUUCUGUCUGGGCAGUGUCAGCUCCUUCCUCUGAAUCCUGAGGGCAGGAAGAAGUUAAUUUCUUCUGAUAAUGGAGCAAUAAAUUCUUUUUCUCUGAGAGAUUUAGGUGUCCUGUGGCUGCCAGCUCAGUGGGGGUUCCUCAUUCCUUUCUUUAAAAAAAAUCAUACACAGCAUAGUUUCUAUUUUAACAUCAUAUUAUAACCAAAAACUAUAUUUAAUACACUACUUAAGGAAAUUAACACAGCAUAACUUUCUAACAUAACACAUACAAUAUUCAUUUUAAUAUUUGCAAAAAGCCAAUCAUAAAAUACACAUUUUUCACAUGGGGGACAAAGGAGCUCGUGUGUCCCAGCUCCUGGAACCCUCCCGUGCUCCCCAAGGCCUCCAUGCCUAUUUUUAACCUAUUUUUAAAGCUGUAUUUUUAACACUCCUCAGGCCAGCGGGGGUGGGACGGGGCUGGAUUUCACCCCGCUCCAAACCACGCAGGGUUCAGGCUACGCUCCUCGUUUAUCUCUGUUUUGCUUUCAUUAUUACUGUUAUUAUUAAUUCAGCUUUUCCAUUUAUGACCUAUAACAAUUACUUGUGCAGCUCGCUUCCCUGGGUGCUGGGGACCCAAAUUCCAGCCCGGCUCGUGGCUUUAUCAAGGCCAGGAGGAGCCAGAAGGAGGCCAAAGGCGUCAAACCAAAACUCAGCCAAGUGCCGAGGGAUAAACCAGCUCCUGGCCAGGCCUCCUGAAUUCCAGUCCAGCCGGAAUCGGGCCGGCAGCACCGAUCGAACCCGAACCGUGCCAGGAGGCGAGAGCCCGCUCCGUGUCCCACCGUGACACUGCACCGGGAUGCACCGGGAGCCGCGGCCCAGCUCAGGGUUCUGUUUGGCAAUUAAUCCCGGGCUCUGGAGGGCCCUUCUGCCUCCUCGCCCUCCUCUCCAUCCUCAUCCUCAUCCUCAUCCCGGUCCCGCAUCCUCGCUGCGCCCAGGCCUUGUCCCGGUCCCGCCGCGUGGCAGCACAGACUACACUUCCCGUGGUGCCUCGCGGCGGGGUACACAGGGAGGCGGGCCCGGCGCUGCUCGCGGUGCACGCCGGGAGCUGUAGUCCUGCGCGGCUGCAGGGCGGGCAGCGGGGCGCUGCCGGCAGCCAUUACCGGGAGCGCGGAGCCGCCGCCGCCGCCUUGCCUCGCUCCGCGGCCCCGCCGCCGCACGGGGAGGGGCCGCCAUGGCGGCGUAGCCUCGCCCCCGCCCGCCCCUUCUUCCCCGCUGCGGGCGCUGAAGGCGCGGCGGCGGUGCGGCCUAGCGCGGAGGGUGGAUCCCCGGCCUCGCUUAGCGGCUGCUGCCCGCCAAGGGCCGCCCUCCCCCGGGCCAUGUCCCUCGUGGCCUACGCCAGCAGCGAGGAGGACAGCGAUGCCGAGGAGCCUGCGGGCGAGGAGGAGGAAACCGCCGACUCUCCCCCGGCCGCGGCCGAGCAGCCCUCAUCCCGGGGGCUUUUCGCCGCGCUGCCCCCGCCCAAGGCCCCCGCGGUACCCCCGGCGUUCCUCAUGGGCCCCCCGCCCACUCUGAGCGGCUUCGGCAGCGCCCCGCCGGGCCAGGCCGGCACCGAGAGCCCCUCCGAGCCGGCUGCCAGCGGGGACGGGGCCACAGAGCCCCCCCGGGCGAGGGGGCUCCUCCUGCCGCCCCCCAGGAACGCGGGCACCGCCGCCUCCCCGCUCAGCCCGCCCCCCGCUGCCUCCCCCGGGGUGGGUUUGGGCCUCCCCAAGCCAAAGAAGAGGACGGAGCCGGUGCGGAUCGCGGCGCCCGAGCUGCACAAGGGGGAUUCAGAUUCAGAGGAAGAUGAACCAGCAAAGAAAAAAAAUACUCUUCAGGGACGCGGCGAGGGCUCCGGCUUGUCCGCUCUGCUUCCUCAGCCCAAAAACACGCCGGUGAAAGAGACCAAUCGCUUGCUCCUGCCCUACGCCUUCUCCAGGAAAGCAGGAGAAAACUCCUCCGACUCCAAACCUGCCAAGACCCCGAGCUCUUCCUCCAAACCCAAAGCCGUGCCCAAGCCGGCCGUGCCCACCACUCCGUCCCCGUCGGCCAUCAAGGCGGCGGCCAAGAGCGCGGCGCUGCAGGUAACCAAGCAGAUCACCCAGGAGGAGGAGGACAGCGACGAGGAGCUGCAGCCAGAGAACUACUUCUCCUUGUCCGACAGGAGCGAGCCUGGCACCGUGGGCACCGAGCCCUACCUGUACCCGGGCACGGCGGGCUCGGAGGAGCCUCCUCCUGGCACGGAGCCGCAGCCCCAGUUCCAGGACGCGGCCGCUAACGCCCCGCUGGAGUUCAAGACAGGAGUGGGCUCCAGUGGAGUUCAGCACAGCUGGGCACCCAAAGCUGGUGAGGACUACAACAGCCAGCCCUAUGGGCAGUUCCCCCCUGCCUACGGAGAGCCUGGGGGCUACUACCAGGAUUACUACAGCUGUGGGUACUACCCCGAGGUGGAACCAGCCCAGGCCUCACCACAGGAGAGCAGCACCGACUCCUCCUUCAUCGACGACGAAGCGUUCAAACGUCUGCAGGGCAAGCGGAACCGUGGGAGGGAGGAGAUCAACUUUGUGGACAUCAAAGGUGACGACCAGCUGAGCGGGGCCCAGCAGUGGCUGACCAAAUCCUUGACAGAGGAGAAGACCAUGAAGUCAUUCAGCAAGAAAAAAGGAGAUCAGCCCACAGGACAGCAGAGGAGAAAACACCAGAUCACAUACCUGAUCCAUCAGGCCAAGGAGAGGGAGCUGGAACUGAAAAACACAUGGUCUGAAAACAAGCUCAGCAGAAGGCAGACUCAAGCCAAGUACGGAUUCUGACACAUCUGUCCUGCUUUUUGGCUGGCGUCCCGGGUGACCUGCUGUGUCCGGUGUCUGCUGGCUUCCUGGAGAUCAGCCAGGCCCCAGCGUGGGGCUGGGAGGACACUGCACUCCCUGGCCUGGCAGGAAGAAGGGGCAUUGCAAGCAGGUCCUGAACCUCCACCUGUAAUUCUUCCCCUCCCUCCUUGUAAACGAUAACGUGGAAGGUUCCCACUGGCCGAGGACGUCCCGAGGCACCGCGGGGAACGUGCUGGGUGUGAGGCUGCAGCUCCUGUCCUGAGGGAACAGGCUGGGCCUCCUGACCCUUCAGCAGAGGCUCAAUAAACUCCCAGUUCCCACUUUGCUCCUCUCUUGGA